AAGGAGAUCGGGCACGAUGAGGAGUGUUCAUGUGGGCACCGCCCCCUCUCCCCACCUGGGCUUGCAUUGUCUCGAGUCGACGCUGUAUGCGAAAGUGAGCGUCGGUAGGAACAGAUGAAACACAAACAAUCCAGUCAGUCUGAAGCCUCUCCUAUCUGCUCUACUUGCACUUUUGGCCGCAAGUUUGCAUGAACGUCAUUCUUCGUAAGCCAGGUGAAAAUUGACUUGGCUCGAAAGAAAAGCAUUGCUGUAUGGGCCGAAACACUCGGUUGCUGCUGGCGACCCGCAGCGUUGUCGGUAUCUACUCGUCGGAAUCCAAACCGUAUGGUCCACGCCAAAGCCCUUGACUCUACUGUUUGGUGGCUGUUGUAUCAUUGGGACCCAGAUGCGGGCACAGAUGUCAUACUGCGAAUGCAAUUUUCUUCACUCUGUGUUCCAUUCGAUCCUCGAUCCGUACACUUUAGGGUAGGACGCUAUGCAGUAUGCCAGAUACAGAAAUUUGUUCACUUAAGCAUUGGAUUUCAUGAAUCUCCUCGCUCGAUCACAGGGGAUGCUCCUGUGAUCAAAUGCUGUAAUGUCUGUCAGUUUUAAUUUAGAUAUAAAGUCGCCUGCAAAUCGUCCGAGAUAGACUUUGAAGUAAUAUGAAAUUGAUAGUGUGUUUCAGAAGCAAAUAAAGUAGAAGUGUGAUGUAACUGGAUCCAGUUUGUAAGAUAACAUAAUAGAUAGG
Marchantia polymorpha subsp. ruderalis is the source of this 727-nucleotide messenger RNA. The record is from the annotation of a GenBank genome assembly. NCBI's taxonomy places the organism in Eukaryota, Viridiplantae, Streptophyta, Marchantiopsida, Marchantiales, Marchantiaceae.